Chlorocebus sabaeus (green monkey) is the source of this 683-nucleotide messenger RNA. NCBI's taxonomy places the organism in Eukaryota, Metazoa, Chordata, Mammalia, Primates, Cercopithecidae. The record is from RefSeq and is a predicted model, not a curated record.
UGCAACCCCUUGAGGUACUCAGUUGCUCAGUCGUCAUGAGCAAGAGUGUGUGUAUGCAGCUGGUGUGGGAGGCCUGCAGCAUUGGCCUAAUUGUAGCAAUGACACACAUGUCAGCUGUAUUCAGGCUGCCUUUCUGUAUUCCAAAGGUGCUCCACUUCUUCUGUGUCAUCCGACCUGUGAUGAAGCUCUCCUGCAUUGACACCACAGUCAAUGAAAUCCUGACUAUGACCAUCAGUGUGCUGGUGAUCCUCAUUCCCAAGGGCUUGGUUUUCAUCUCCUACAUCCUCAUCAUUUCUACCAUCCUCAAGAUUGCAUCUGCUGAAGGCAGGAAAAAGGACUUUGCCACCUGUGCUUCUCAUAUUACUGUGGUUAUUGUCCACCACAGUUGUGUCUCCAUUGCCUACUUCAAACUCAACUCAGAGAACACCAGAGAUCAGGAUCAGCUGAUAUCAGUGACCUACACUGUCAUUACCCCGCUACUGAACCCUGUGGUGUACACUCUGAGGAACAAGGAGGUCAAAGACGCUCUGUGCAGAGAGAUAGGUCAAAAACUCUCCUAACAGAAUAGGCCCAUUUCAAAUAGAAUCUUAGAAGAUUUUUUAGAGAAGAAAAAGUGGAACAGUGUGCACGGUCAAUAGAGUUAAAAAUUUGAAGCCUAUCAAGCAGUGGUUGGGCAAGAGGAG